Molecule: messenger RNA, 6396 nt
Organism: Anopheles funestus (African malaria mosquito)
Lineage: Eukaryota; Metazoa; Arthropoda; Insecta; Diptera; Culicidae
Gene: DIP-gamma
Product: lachesin
Exons: 9
Coding region: 1246-2595 (449 amino acids)
Cellular component (GO): neuron projection
Source: RefSeq, a predicted model, not a curated record
GGUGUUUCGGGCGACCAGUGCAGUUUUCGGUGAUGGGUUUUUCGGUUCAGUGUACGGUUUGGCAUCGAGCCCGAAGGACACGCACAAAGGAUACACCGUUACCGAUUGCCGGCAAUCUCAACAGCAAGCGUGUCAAUGCCACCUGCUACUAAGGCUGGCCAAGUGAGUGUGGUGAGAAAAGUUUUUCAAACCAUCUCAAGAAAAAAAAACGUAGACAGAACGGGUGAUGGUGUUUUGUGGAAGCAAAAGCUGAAAACAUUGCGGCACCCGUAACCAGCAGCAGUAGUGAAGGCAGCGGAAAAUGUAUGCAAACGUUCGAUGUGUUUGACUGGCGGUAAAACGUGAUCGUUCUUAACAAAAAAAAAACUUCCACACAAGAUUUGGGAAGCAAACGGUAAACCGUGAAAAGCAAAAUAAAGGAAAGAAAUCUUCGAUUGUGCACAAGAAAAGUCGUAACCCCGUGCGUUACAGGUGCCAGAAAAUUGAAGUGUGUGUGUGAGUGGUAUGCUUCUUUAAAUAAAAAAGGCUUUUUCCCCGCUACGGAGGAGUUCCGGUUGAAAUGUGGUGCAUGUGAAAGGUUUCAUUUGAAGCUGUAAUUUCUGUUUUCUCCGGUGCUUUUCCAGGGGACGGGGCUUAGUGGCAUGCAUGGGUGUACCGCUUGUGUGAGCGGCAUGUGGGGUUAAAAUGUGUGCUCCCAGUCAGCGACCGUGUUCCGUCGGGUCUAAUGGAGGGAACAGCGUGAAAAAUCGCCGUGAGUGAAAAGUGUUGUUUAUUUUAUUCAAAUCUACCCACGGUAACGGAAAGAAGCAAAGCUUAAAUCUAUCGGGAUGGCACCGGAAGUUUCCCCCCGGUCCGGUGGUCGUCGAGUUGUCGUCUUACUUUUCCGUUUCAAUCCGUACCAGGGUGGAAAACUCAAACGUGACGCGAUCGUUUAAAGUGUAACCCCAUUUUCCGGCGGCUGAAGGGGUUUUUUUUUGCGAUUUCCAACAAAGUAGUGACGGUACGCGGUGCAAACAGCAUUUUCCUUAACGAAUCCCAAAGCCGUUCCCCCUAAAUAGAUGCUUUGCUGUGCGGGACAGUAACCGUGGCCAGAACACGUAGGUUUGUGUUGUUUUGGAGACGAUAGGGGAAGAAAUAAAAACUUCACACCGCGCAUACCACUUUCGUGACCGUACCUGUGCGCGCUGAAUGUAAAAUCGGUUUUUACAGGCCAGAAUUGAACGUGUCAGAGCGAAAGUCGAUUCGAUGCUUUUACGCCGCGCGCCGACAAUGGAGACGGUUUGCAUGCAAAUUGUGCUCGUGCUGCUGCUGCUGAUAGUUCACCGGCUGGAUGGUUCCCUUUCGCCGGCACUGCAAGAUUUAAACCAAUCGCAGCAAAUCCCGGUCGACCUCGAGCCAGAGUUCGAGGGCACAAUCCAGAACAUCUCAUCACCAACCGGGCGGGAAGCGAUCCUGACCUGCUCGGUCAAGAACCUCGGCCGGUACAAGGUCGGUUGGUUGCGGGCAUCCGACCAAACCGUUCUAGCGCUACAGGGCCGUGUCGUGACGCACAACUCCCGCAUCAGCGUCGUCCAUGAAGAUUUUCGCACGUGGCGAUUGCGAAUUCGACAGUUGCGUGAAUCCGACCGAGGUUGCUACAUGUGUCAGAUCAACGCCAGUCCGAUGAAGAAACAGAUCGGUUGCAUCGACGUGCAAGUUCCACCGGACAUUAUCAACGAGGAAUCAUCAGCGGACAUAGCCGUACAGGAGGGUGAAGAUGCAACAAUCGUCUGCAAAGCCGUUGGACAUCCGACGCCUCGCGUCACCUGGAAGCGAGAGGACGGCGAGUACAUGCUGCUGAGGAAGCCCCAGAGUCGCGAACUAAUACGAGUGGAAGCAUACAACGGUACCCAUCUACACCUGCCCAAGCUGGAGCGAAGACAAAUGGGCGCGUAUCUGUGCAUCGCGUCGAACGAUGUUCCACCGGCCGUUAGCAAACGUGUAUCACUGAGCGUUCACUUUGCACCAUCGGUACGGCCAACGAGUCAGCUGCUGGGCGCUCCGCUCGGUUCCGACGUGCAGCUCGAGUGUACGGUGGAAGCAUCACCGAUGCCCGUGUCCUACUGGUUGAAGGGUGGACGCGUUCUACCGAACAACUUUGCCAGCGCAUCGAACGGCAAUUACGAGCAACCGAGCCUAAGCCGACCGGAAAUGCUGCUUGACGGACCCAAGUACGGCAUCACCGAGGAUCGGCACGGGUUUCGCACCAACAUGCGGCUGGUGGUACGAUCGUUUUCACCGGUUGACGUUGGGACGUACCACUGCGUCAGCACCAACUCGCUGGGGCGGGCCGAUGGCACUAUGAGACUGUACGAAAUAAAAAUUCAUCCGGGCGGUGCGCAAACAACGGACGAUCAAUUAAAUAUAAUUGGAGGUCUAGCGGAAGCGGCACGAGGUCGUGGAAAUUCCGCCACCAGCUCGCUACACCCCAACCGAACGCAUCAUUUUCUACCGAUGGUGCUACUGCUGAUCGUAUCGCUGGCACUCGGUACGAUACGAACGGUCAUUUCCGCCAGCAGCGACAGCAACAGCCAACGUCGGAACGGUAACAGAUGACACAAUUUCGACAUAUCCGGUGCGUGAUAUCGAAUCGGUAGAAGCUGUUGACCAUCAUCCACGCUUACCCCCGAAUCCACCAGUGGGAAUAAACGGCAGUGAAUAGAAAUGGCGUGGGAAAAUGACAGUUUCAUCGCUAGCUACAUCAACACCUGUCCCAUAACAAAAAUGGCCGAACAGCGGUGUGGUAACGAUUAGGUUUUAUUGAACUUUACUCAAUGGCAACAAUAAUAUUUCGCCAAGGGAACGAGAACAAGGACGGUCAAGGCACGGGAGUGGAUGGCAACAUGAAACGGUUUUCAUUUCUUCCCACGUAAGUGAUUAUUACGGGAGUACGCAGAGAAAGCGAACCAGCUUAGCAAUGCUAGAAAUGUGUAAAAAUGUUUCCUCCUUCAAAGAAGUUUUCGAUGUACAAAAAGUGGUUUUCUUUUUAUCUUGCAAAUACAGGCUGCAUUUGUGGAAGAAUUCUGCUUAGCGCAAAAUGAAAACUUUCCAACAUUAUUUACCGUACCGUUGAUGGAAAACUUGCAUGUGGUCAGUAACGGCAACAGUUGUGCAUAUUCACCAUCCAACCAACUGUGUUCGUACAGUUUUCGUACAAACUUAGUCCUACGCUCAGGCAAGUUUGUUUUUUUUUCUUCCUAUGUUUUAUAAAGUACUGGGCGUCUCCAUUGAUCGGGCGUCUCCAUUCACUGGGCGCCUCCAUCGACUGGAUAGAAGGAGUGUUUGAAAUUCAAUUUCUUUACAAAACUCUGUAAAAGAUGAAUGGAAAAGUUUUUGAAUGAUGUUUAACUGUGAAUCAAAUUUAAUUGCCGUCUACAUCCGUAAAGCUACCGUUAAACUGUGUAACUUAUUGGUUCCGCAGAUGGAACGGUGAGAUUAAAGCACCUGGACGAAGUAAAACAUACAGCAAGCAACCAUUCAAAGGAUCAGUUUUUUUCCUAAUUCUUCUACAUUCCUCCUUUAAUAGUUUGUUCAAAGCUUCACGGUACAUCGUACUGAAGGAAACAUAUCUCUCCAUUGCUGAAAAUGGGCUUAAAAAUGAAAUAGAAAUCAGUGACUAAUCCAUAUACUUUUUUAUUAUUUUCAUAUGGUGAAGCAGAUGCUUAUGCAGAAGAAAGGCAUAGCGAUUGUUCAUGCAAUAAAAUCAAAAGAAGGGAACAUUCUUGUUGAAUUUCAAUUUGAGAUAACUAUAUGAAACACCUUUUGACAGGAAGUAAGCUUUUGUUUACAUUUCCUCACACCUCUGAUGCUUGCUCUCCUCCUUGCCUGUCCCGCUUUCGUCAAGCAGGAAACUGAUCACAGAAUGAAUAAUGUUAAACCAAAUGACACGAAAACUUCCAAUACAAUAACGAUAAACAGAUUGAUCUAAGCAAGGAAAUACGAUCGACACAUGAAUGAUCGUCAGAUCCUUUUCAUAAAGGAUGGAACACGAUGCAUUGCAAUCUGGUGGUGAAACAUUGUAAAUAUCUAGAGGUAAUUAAUUCCACCAGAUUCCAUGCAGCACACAGCGCAGCAAACACGCUACAAAGCCAGGAUGAUCACCGUGUUGUGUAUAUUCAACCCAGAACACGAUGCUUUUGCUCACGUACUCUAUCCAUCCAUCCUGCUACGCUCUUUAUUUUACUGUACUGUUUGCGAAUCGAAAGUUUGUUCUCAUAAAUAUUCGCCUUUUAACUCUACGAUGCAACGCUGACCCGUGCGUGCCAAGGGUGAGUAUGAGGUGACCACAGCAGCUAUAACGAGAUUUAUCGGUGCAUACAAAAUCCUCACUGCAGAAUACUCGAAACACAAAAACGCACAAAACGAUGCAAAGAAAAUUGAAAAACAUCAGAAACCCCUUAUAAAAACCUCAAACCAGCAGUAUUGAUGGAGCAAAAUGUUAAGCUCACGGUACAGGAAAAAAAAAACAAAUGAAACAAAGCCACAACACAAGACAACAAAAGCCUGCAAUUGGGAAGCAAGUGCAACAACCGAAAACAUGGUAAAACACAACAGAGAGGGAAAAAAAUAAAGGACACGAAACUCGAUCCCUCCGGUGGAUUGGUUUGCUGGCACAUAAUUUAUGACUGAAUUUCAUUCGAAGGGCGAGUAAUUAAUUAUGAAAAUUAAUGAUAUCUCCGCCAUCGCCACACUUCUGGACCUGGUUCGAUCGUGAUUACCCGCUUACUUGCUUUCGGUGGCGCUUGCAAAUGCGAACUGAAACAGAAUUUUGGGUUCCAUCUUCAAAGCUCUGUUUGGUGGUAAAAAGGUUUUCCUGUUUUUUUGGCUAUUCACACAAACAUUGGCUGGUUUAAUUUUUAUCAUGUUCUACUGGUUCCUAUUUUUCUGUACCAUCGAUCAUAUUGGGAAACCUUUUUUUAUGCUUGCAUCUCAAAUGAAAAAUAUUUUUUGUCGCUGUAUUUUGUAGUUCCGUAAAUAUCUUUCACGGGCUUCUACAGCCAUAGUGGAAAUGUUAAUUUUGAUACAGUCAAUGAUGUACUUACCGCUAGCUGGAAUCGAUGAAUGUAGCAAACUUUUUUUUCAUAACCAGUUAGCAAUUCAUUUCCUUGUAUGAUUACUUUAUGAGUUGCUCUUUUUCAUCAUUCGCAUUUGACGAGCUGCAAACACGAAGCUCAUUAUCGCUGCUAUUGACCAACAUCCAUACAGGGCUGUUACGCUUUGUAUCGGUUUGUGCGUUUCAUUUAAGGUUGAUUAUUUUAAAUUUUGUUUCCCGAAUUGUAAUGGUAUCAGCGUGUUGAAAUUAACACACUUCCCGUACGCUGUGGUAAUUUUUGUCCCUGUUCAAUUAUGCGUACAAACAUUCUCGUCCAUCAUCCACAUAAUUAACAUCCUAUCGCAAUAAAGCAUCGUGUUCUACAACUUGUACCAUACCAAAUAGCCUAUCAAUAACUUCCACACAUUGACCGUAAAAGCUUGUGUUUUUUUUCUAGCUUUAAUGUUCACUAGUGUAUAGAACGAUGAGCAUUUCUGUGGAAGGCUUCGUUUUCGUUUGCCAUCAAGCAGAAGUUGUUGGUGCAGAAGACAAUUAGGAGAGUAAAACACAAUCGAAUUGAGCAAAAGCUAUAUAGGCUUAUGAAGCGAAAGCAAAGCGAAGCUACAUAAAUAAUCAAUUUGAAACCGAUGCUAUAAAACAAACAAAAAUAAAGCCAGACCGAAUGCAGAAUGAGUGAGUACAUACAAUGAGUAAUUAUAAAGCAAAUUGUGAAAUAUGGAUAAAAUGUGAGAAGAACUAUAAUUAAAAGAAAAAAAAAACGAAUAAUAAAUAACAGUGCAAAAGAAAAUGCAAAACAAACAAUAAAACUAGAAAGAAGGUAAAUGAAAUGAUUUACCCAUGCUAAUAGCAGAAAAACGAUAGUUAAAUACGAAGAAAAGAGAGAGAGAGAAAGAGAAAGAUAGGAAAUGAAAACAAAACAAGCAAACCACUUACAUAAAUCAUAAGCCAAAAUGGGAAGAAGAAAAAAAAACAACAAACAAACAAACAAACAAAACGUAUCAAAGCUGUCGUACAUUCAUCUCGAUAUUCGAAUAUAGAAGUUUUAAGGCCUGCCCUGUACAUAUGUGCGUUACAAAGGUGUUACCUAAGCUCCCAUCUUUCCCGUUCCCACAUGCCCACACUUCCCUCUUGCCCACCCCAAAAGCAACAGACAGAAAAGGGUGUGCGCAGAUAACAAACGUAAAAGGCUAAAUGGAAACACCGACCGUUAGUGUCGGUGUGUAUGAGUAACGUAACCUGUUGCAAUAACUCAGACGAUCAGAGUGAAGAAAUAAACGAACAACCAAAAGCAUCCCCAAAAAACU